AUGUUUGUCCAGAGUCUCUGUGCGCUCGCGCUGGUCUCCUUGACCUCAGGGCAAUUGGUUCCUCCAAACUCAUUUCCCCAUGUUUGGCCGGGACAGCCCAAGGGUGGCUUCAGUCCUGAAUGGCAAAACUACUUCGAAGUGAAAAAUCUCUCGUCGGAAAUCCCUGCUGGCCUGCCGCGCAGCUUUGCGGGCAACAUCCCCGUCAACCGCGCAGGUCACCCGAACAACACUCUGUUCUUCUGGGGCUUCGAACGUCAGGGUGCGAAUGGGACGCUCACUGCGCCAGCACGCGCGAACAAUACGGAGCCUUGGAUUCUGUGGCUGCAGGGAGGGCCCGGAUCUUCUGGCAUGCUCGGGUUGUCGACGGAGAACGGCCCGAUCCACGUACUGAGCAACGGGUCGUGGGUCUUGAACCCGUUCAGCUGGAACACACUAGCGGACACGAUUUGGAUCGACCAGCCUGUCGGAACGGGCUUCUCUACCUCAGACGCGAAGGGAUAUGUCCCGGAUGAGGACCAAAUGGCUGAGGAUUUUCUUGGGUUCCUCGAAAAUCUGGUCAAAGUCUUUCCCAGUCUCGCUACGCGCCCCCUCUACCUGGCGGGUGAGAGCUAUGCUGGAACAUAUAUUCCCUACAUCGUCAAACAUCUCUUCGCGCGCCCAUCCAAUCCGGUGACCCUGCGCAAAAUCGCCAUCGGUGACGGUUCCCUAGGCUCUCUCGCUACCAUCCGUGACCUCCCCGUCAUCAACAUAAUCGAGACAUAUCCAGCAAUCAUCGGUUAUGACCAAGAUGUAUUCAAUUACUUCAAGGAACAGCACCACCUCUGCGGAUUCGACCUGAACUUGACGUACCCCCAAGUCGGGACGUUCCCCACUCUGAACCUCACCAGCGGUCUGCGGGCAUCUCUUGGAGCCGCCGGUACCAGCUCACGAGCUGCCGCAUCCUUGAAGGCGGCCUUUGCGCGUGAACUCGCCGCACGUCAGCGCACCUCUCGCGACAGCCUAGAUGUGAGCGAACGUCUGCAGAAGAGGUCAGAAUGGAAGCGCGACUUGUCCGGGCGCGCAAAUGGGACGCUCGAUCCCUGGUACGGCUGCGACGUCUUCGACGAGAUGAGGGACUACGCCCUCAACUUCACGUUCCCGUGGUCAAACGGGGGCUUCGACGUCUACGACAUCCCUGAUGCGACGCACCCAGAACCUCCGCUGAACGCCGCGCCCUUCCUGAACGACCAACGCACGCGCGCAGCGCUGCACGCGCCGACCUCCAAGAACUGGAGCAGCAGCUUCAACUAUCCCUUCGGCUCAGUGUACAACAAGAGCAUCGGUAACGAGCACGGCGACCCCAGCGUCGAGCCGGUCGCGUUCCUCUCGGCGCUCGCCGCCAACGCGAGCACGCGCAACGUCUCCAUCGUCUUCUAUUCGGGCAACGACGACUCGCAGGUGCAGCACCGCGGGACGGAGGUCGUCAUCCAGAACUUCACCUUCGGGGGCAUCCAGGGGUUCACGCGCAAGCCGUCCACGCCGUGGUUCGACGACGAUGGCGACGUCGCGGGGAUCGUGCACCAGGAGCGCAACCUCACUUACGUCCUAUUCGCUGGGGCUGGACAUCUCGUGCCGCAGUGGAAGCCCGCCCAGGCCCUCGUCUUCCUGCGCGAGUUCGUGCUCGGAACAAACAAGAACGGCACUGUCGAGGGUUCGGCCGUCGUCGGCGGCGAGGACGCGACGCUGGCUGGGGAAUACUUGCCUGGGGGCGCAGAGAUCUUCUACGGGUCCGGGACGACUGCGGGGACGUCCGCCGUUCCAAGCGCAACGAUUGCGGCUUGGGAGAGCUUCCUCGCGACGGCGACCGCUACCACGGUUGCGAGCGUGGGCGCGAGUGCGACGUCAUCUUCGGUCGGGAGUACGACACCCUCUGUCUCAGGAGCAUCUAGCUCAUCAGCUCUGACGAGCUCUUCCUCGACGAAUGGAGUGAUGGCUCCGAGGUGGAAUUUUGGUCUGGGCUUCCUUUUGUCGGGUAUCGUAGCGGUAGUGCUUCUGCGCGAGUAG
Messenger RNA from Trametes versicolor FP-101664 SS1, 2043 nucleotides. RefSeq names its product alpha/beta-hydrolase. Gene Ontology annotation, molecular function: serine-type carboxypeptidase activity. Gene Ontology annotation, biological process: proteolysis. The record is from RefSeq and is a predicted model, not a curated record. The transcript has 11 exons. Bases 1 to 2043 code for a protein of 680 amino acids. NCBI's taxonomy places the organism in Eukaryota, Fungi, Basidiomycota, Agaricomycetes, Polyporales, Polyporaceae.